Molecule: messenger RNA, 379 nt
Organism: Centruroides sculpturatus (bark scorpion)
Lineage: Eukaryota; Metazoa; Arthropoda; Arachnida; Scorpiones; Buthidae
Exons: 2
Coding region: 65-379 (104 amino acids)
Source: RefSeq, a predicted model, not a curated record
GAGAGAAAUAGACAAAUAGAUUUAUUAGUUUAUCAACUCUCUCUCUACAACUAAGCAAGAAAAGAUGUCUAUGGAAGAUUCUCAGCCAUUGUUUGUAAUCGACAACCCUUUUACAACUAAAAAGCGUAAAUCGACAACAAAAAUCGAUGAUGCACUGGUAGAGAAAAAAAAGAAGUAUGACUUAGUCAUAUCGAAGGAUGAAUCCUCGUUUAAAAGUAUCCCACCGUAUUCGAUAUACAUAUCGCAUGGGUUUAACCUGGAAAUUAAAGAAUUCAGACAACAGUAUUAUAUAUGUUUAGCGAAAACAACUGCUAAAGGCGAGAUACAGAAUAGAUUCAACAUCCCGGUAAAAGAAGUUAAAUUUUUAUUCAAGCUUUGA